This is a messenger RNA of Haliotis rufescens (red abalone), 852 nucleotides long. RefSeq lists its product as uncharacterized. NCBI's taxonomy places the organism in Eukaryota, Metazoa, Mollusca, Gastropoda, Lepetellida, Haliotidae. The record is from RefSeq and is a predicted model, not a curated record. Bases 1 to 852 code for a protein of 283 amino acids. The transcript has a single exon.
AUGUUUGACAAUUUCCACAAUCGCCCUGCUACACACAGACAGAACUCGAGCUAUAAUUGUUUUACCAUAUCCACAAUCGCGGAGGCGCAGCGGAGGCGCAGAGGGGAAGCAGCGGAGGUGCAACGGGGAAGCAGCGGAGGCGCAGAGGGGAAGCAGCGGAGGUGCAACGGGGAAGCAGCAGGGGCAGAGGGGAAGCAGCGGAGGCGCAGAGGGGAAGCAGCGGAGGUGCAACGGGGAGGCGCAGAGAGGAACGCAGAGGGGCAACGGGGAAGCAGCAGAGGUACAGCGGGGAAGCAGCGGAGGUGCAACGGGGAAGCAGCGAAGGGACAACGGGGAAGCAGCGGAGGUGCAACGGGGAAGCAGCGGAUGCGCAGAGAGACAGCAGCGGAGGCGCAGAGGGGAAUCAGCGGAGGUGCAACGGGGAAGCAGCGGAGGCGCAGAGAGGAAGCAGCGGAGGCGCAGAGGGGAAGCAGCGGAGGUGCAACGGGGAAGCAGCGGAGGCGCAGAGAGGAAGCAGCGGAGGGGCAGAGGGGAAGCAGCGGAGGCGCAGAGGGGAAGCAGCGGAGGUGCAACGGGGAAGCAGCGGAGGCGCAGAGGGGAAGCAGCGGAGGUGCAACGGGGAAGCAGCAGGGGCAGAGGGGAAGCAGCGGAGGCGCAGAGGGGAAGCAGCGGAGGUGCAACGGGGAGGCGCAGAGAGGAAGCAGCGGAGGCGCAGAGGGGAAGCAGCGGAGGUGCAACGGGGAAGCAGCGGAGAAUAAGAAACUGAAAGCAGAAACAUUGGGACAGAUGACACGCAUUCAGCCAUGGGAUCCUCUUUCCGACAGUGAAUGGAUACCUGGAUCCCAAGAAUAA